AUGCCAGUCAGCAGCGCCGCCCGCGACAUGGUGCAAGAUGGCUGCGAGUACAGUCGGUUCAGAAGGACACCUUCUGUGGCCAGCUUGUCCAAGGAGUUUAAUUUGAAGCUACACCAUCAAACGAAACAUCGCGAAUUUGGUAGCAAAUGUUCUGAAGAAGAACGCAAGAAAAAAGCCACGGAGUAUGUUGCAAAGCUCAAGAAACAACAGCCAUCCAGGAUAGUGCAACAGAGGCGGACUGUCGUGCGGCGCAUAGAGGUCAUCAACGAUGAACUCACACACCAGCUGGACACUGCAAGCCGUGAUUUUGUGUGGUAUUCACUGGCAUUAGAUGACAGCACAGAUAAUGAAGACACCGCACAACUGCUCAUCCUUAUCCGUGGAAUUGACAGUACUUUUACCAUCACAGAAGAAUUGUUAAGCAUGGAAUCAAUGAAAAAUACAACUGGUCAGGACUUGUUUGAGUGUGCAGUGGACUGUGUGGAAACAAGAGGAUUGUCAUGGGAUAGGAUGGCCAGUAUCACCACAGAUGGAGCCAAAUCAUUCACUGCCAAAAACAAAGGAAUGGUGAAACUUUCGAAAGACAAAUUAACAACUGAAAAUCCAGGCAGUGAUGUUUUAUCAUUCCACUGUAUUUUGCAUCAAGAAAGUUUGUGCAAAUCAGCACUGGAUAUUAAGCACGUGAUUGAACCUGUGAUAAGUGUUGUGAAUAUUAUUAAAUCAAAAGCGCUCAAACACCGGCAGUUUAAGUCUCUGCUGGAGGAUUUGGAGGCAGAAUAUGAAGACGUUCUUUACCACAACAAUGUUAGGUGGUUGAGUCUGGGCAAAGUGCUUAAAAAAGUCUGGGCAUUGAGGGAGGAAAUCAUUGUUUUCCUGGACAUGAAGGAAAUUUCUUGUGAAUUCAAAACCAAAAUGGGGUGUGAAGAGUAG
Molecule: messenger RNA, 930 nt
Organism: Pomacea canaliculata
Lineage: Eukaryota; Metazoa; Mollusca; Gastropoda; Architaenioglossa; Ampullariidae
Product: general transcription factor II-I repeat domain-containing protein 2-like
Exons: 3
Coding region: 1-930 (309 amino acids)
Source: RefSeq, a predicted model, not a curated record